Messenger RNA from Manihot esculenta (cassava), 2219 nucleotides. RefSeq names its product transcription factor TGA9. NCBI's taxonomy places the organism in Eukaryota, Viridiplantae, Streptophyta, Magnoliopsida, Malpighiales, Euphorbiaceae. The transcript is spliced from 13 exons. Gene Ontology annotation, biological process: DNA-templated transcription; regulation of DNA-templated transcription. The record is from RefSeq and is a predicted model, not a curated record. The coding region runs from base 490 to 2013 and encodes 507 amino acids. Gene Ontology annotation, molecular function: DNA-binding transcription factor activity; sequence-specific DNA binding.
UCAUAAAUAUUUACUACUCAAGAGUCAGAGAUGGGUAUUAAUAAAAAGCAACACCAAAACCAAAAGAGAAUUAAAAAGGAAGAAGUGCCUUAAAUCAAAUCAGCUUAGUUUUCUUCACACAGAAGGAGAGAGCUCAGGUAAGCAAGGAAAAGGAAAAAUGGAAAGCAUGAGAUAGAGACACCCAUGAAAGAUCAAAAGUUGCAAAGUGGAGAAGAUAUAUAUCUGAGAAAAAGACUUGUCCCUUCUGUGCCAACUUGGAUGUACUUUGAAAAGAAAGCUUGGAUCCUCUCUCUCUUCCUCUGAGUGUUGGGUUUUAGUCCUACUACACUUGAUUUCAUUUAGAAUUCAAAACCAAUAACUGAGGUAAACACUUGUGUGAUUUCUUUGGAACUAGCCCAAUUCCUCUGUUUCUUGAUGAGAGUUUUGUGUUUCAUUUUCUUUGCUGGUGAAAAAAGAGAGAGGAGAAUGGUGUAAAAAGAAGAGCCUUGAAUGGCGAGCCACGGGGUUGGAGAGACUGGUUUAUCAGACUCAGGUCCUUCUAAUCACCAUCUCCCUUAUGCAGCUCUUCAUGGAAUCAACGCUCCAUCUACCAGUUUCUUUAAUCAAGAAGGAUCUCCUUUUGAUUUUGGAGAGCUGGAAGAAGCAGUUCUGCAAGGAGUUAAGAUUAGGAAUGAUGAAGCUAAAGCACCUUUAUUCAGACCUGCAGCUACUCUGGAAAUGUUCCCCCCAUGGCCAAUAAGAUUCCAACAAACACCAAGAGGAAGUUCAAAGUCGGGAGGGGAGAGUACUGAUUCAGGAUCGGCGGUGAACACUCUUUCAAGCAAAGCUGAGGCUCAGCUUGACUCAGAUUCUCCUAUCAGUAAAAAAGCAUCUUCUUCAGAUCAUCAUCAAGCUUUUGAUCAGAAGCAUCUACAGCUUCAACAGCACCAGCAACAAAUGGAGAUGGCAAGUAAUACUUCAAGAACAGGAGCACCCUCGGAACUAAAUCCAUCACCAGCCAAACUACCCCAAGAAAAGCACCCACUUCAACAAGAGAUACCAGAAUUGCUUCCUACCGUUUCUAGGAAGGGUUCAACAUCGGAGAAACAGCUUGAUGCAAAAACAUUGAGACGUUUAGCUCAAAACAGAGAAGCUGCAAGAAAGAGCCGCCUUAGGAAGAAGGCCUAUGUGCAGCAGCUAGAAUCCAGUAGAAUAAAGCUUACCCAAUUAGAACAAGACCUCCAAAGAGCUCGCCAGCAGGGGUUGUUCUUAGGUGGCUGUAGUGGUGUUGGUGGGAAUAUAAGCCCUGGAGCUGCAAUAUUUGAUAUGGAGUAUGCAAGAUGGUUAGAGGAUGAUCACAGGCACAUGUCAGAGCUCAGAACAGGAUUGCAAGCACAUUUAUCAGAUGGUGACCUAAGGGUUAUAGUAGACAGAUACAUUUCACAUUAUGAUGAAAUUUUCCGGUUGAAGGGUGUAGCUGCGAAAUCCGAUGUUUUUCACCUUGUUACCGGAAUGUGGUCAACUCCGGCGGAGCGUUGCUUCCUUUGGAUGGGUGGUUUUAGGCCCUCAGAACUCAUAAAGAUGUUAACAUCUCAGUUAGACCCAUUAACAGACCAACAAAUAGUGGGAAUCUGCAGCCUCCAACAUUCAUCACAGCAGGCAGAAGAAGCUCUCUCCCAGGGCUUGGAGCAGCUCCAACAGUCUCUAGUUGACACCAUUGCCAGUGGUCAAAUUGUUGAUGGUAUGCAGCAGAUGGCAGUGGCCUUGGGGAAGCUUGCUAAUCUUGAAGGAUUCGUUCGGCAGGCUGAUAAUUUGAGACAACAAACCCUUCACCAACUUCGCCGGAUACUAACAGUAAGACAAGCUGCACGGUGUUUUCUGGUGAUCGGAGAAUAUUAUGGCCGGUUAAGAGCCCUAAGCUCCCUCUGGGCAUCCCGUCCUCGAGAGUCAUUGAUGGGGGAGGAGAAUGCAUGUCAAACAGGAAGUGAUCUACAAAUGGUUGAGCCACCACCAAAUCAUUUCUCAAACUUUUGAUGGAUGGAUGGAUGCUGUGCUUAAUUAAUUAAAAUUAAUUAAUUAAUUAAUUAAUUUAAUGGUGUGCUGUUAUAUAUAUAUAGAGGUUUAUUUGAGAUACAUUUAGAGAUAGCUUUUAUUUUUGAAUUUUAUUUUAUUUUUAAUAUCUUUACAUUAGUAAUUAGUAUUGUUGUAUUUGUAAAUGUAAAUCAAUUUUAUUUUCUGCA